Messenger RNA from Chinchilla lanigera (long-tailed chinchilla), 3866 nucleotides. It is a transcript of the gene Ankh, whose product is annotated as ANKH inorganic pyrophosphate transport regulator. Gene Ontology annotation, molecular function: phosphate transmembrane transporter activity. Gene Ontology annotation, biological process: phosphate ion transmembrane transport. NCBI's taxonomy places the organism in Eukaryota, Metazoa, Chordata, Mammalia, Rodentia, Chinchillidae. Gene Ontology annotation, cellular component: membrane. The record is from RefSeq and is a predicted model, not a curated record.
CGCCGCGCCCCCCGCAGCCCCUCGCCUCGCGCGGCCGAUGUGUGUGGGGCCAGCCCACGGCGAGGACUAUGGUGAAAUUCCCGGCGCUCACGCACUACUGGCCCCUGAUCCGGUUUCUGGUGCCCCUGGGCAUCACCAACAUAGCCAUCGACUUCGGGGAGCAGGCCUUGAACCGAGGCAUCGCUGCCGUCAAGGAGGAUGCAGUGGAGAUGCUGGCCAGCUAUGGGCUGGCGUAUUCCCUGAUGAAGUUCUUCACGGGUCCCAUGAGUGACUUUAAAAAUGUGGGCCUGGUGUUCGUGAACAGCAAGCGGGACAGGACCAAAGCCGUCCUGUGCAUGGUGGUGGCUGGAGCCAUCGCUGCUGUCUUUCACACACUCAUAGCUUAUAGUGACUUAGGCUACUACAUUAUCAAUAAACUGCACCAUGUGGAUGAGUCAGUGGGGAAUAAGACAAGAAGGGCCUUCCUCUAUCUCGCUGCCUUCCCUUUUAUGGAUGCCAUGGCGUGGACCCAUGCUGGCAUUCUCUUAAAACACAAAUACAGCUUCCUGGUGGGAUGUGCCUCAAUCUCAGAUGUCAUAGCUCAGGUUGUUUUCGUAGCCAUUUUGCUCCACAGCCACCUGGAAUGCCGGGAGCCGCUGCUCAUCCCCAUCCUCUCCCUGUACAUGGGCGCACUCGUGCGCUGCACCACCCUGUGCCUGGGCUACUACAGGAACAUCCACGACAUCAUCCCCGACAGGAGCGGACCCGAGCUGGGGGGAGAUGCGACAAUCAGAAAGAUGCUGAGCUUCUGGUGGCCUUUGGCUCUGAUUUUGGCCACGCAGAGAAUCAGUAGGCCGAUUGUCAACCUCUUUGUGUCCCGGGACCUCGGGGGCAGUUCUGCAGCUACGGAGGCUGUGGCAAUUUUGACAGCCACAUACCCUGUGGGCCACAUGCCAUAUGGCUGGUUGACAGAAAUUCGGGCCGUCUAUCCUGCUUUUGACAAGAAUAACCCCAGCAACAAACUGGCGAACACGAGCAACACGGUCACCGCAUCCCACAUCAAGAGGUUCACAUUUGUGUGCAUGGCCUUGUCGCUGACGCUCUGCUUUGUGAUGUUCUGGACCCCCAAUGUCUCCGAGAAGAUUUUGAUAGACAUCAUUGGAGUGGACUUUGCCUUUGCUGAGCUCUGCGUCAUUCCUCUGCGUAUCUUCUCCUUCUUCCCGGUUCCAGUCACUGUCAGGGCCCAUCUCACCGGGUGGCUGAUGACCCUGAAGAAGACCUUUGUCCUGGCGCCCAGCUCCGUGCUGCGGAUCAUCGUGCUCAUCACCAGCCUCGUGGUCCUGCCCUACCUGGGGGUACACGGAGCCACCCUGGGCGUGGGCUCCCUGCUCGCAGGCUUCGUGGGAGAGUCCACCAUGGUCGCCAUCGCAGCAUGCUAUGUCUACCGGAAACAGAAAAAGAAGAUGGAGAAUGAGUCCGCCACAGAGGGAGAAGACUCCGCAAUGACGGACAUGCCUCCCGCUGAGGAGGUGACAGACGUCGUGGAAAUGAGAGAGGAGCGAGAAUGAAGCACGGGACACCGAGGGGCACUGCAGGGACCGCUGGACGACACUUCGCAUCAUCUCCUCCCUCUCCCACUGUGUUCCCCCCCCUCCCCCCCCCUCCCCUCCCAACGAGAGGCCUUGAUUUAAAGGUUUCGUGUAAAUCCUCUAGCAUACUGGGUAUGCUCACACUGAUGUGGGGACCUAAGCAAGGGUCUUUACUGUCGCUUUGUAAACACAAAACCAUUGACUUUGUGCCCCUGCUUCAUAAAAACCCGAAAGACAUAGCUGCCUCAUAGUCGAAGGCUCUACUCCUCCCCGAACAAUCUCCACUUGGAACCAAAGGACUGCAGCUGCGCCACCGCCUGGCAGGCCUCUCUGCCCAGCCGGCCACAGACUCUGUCCCUUUGUCUGUUUUGAAUCAGCAGGUAAAAGCACGGCCCCCCUGACUUGCUUCUAGGCACCAUGGAUGCACAGGGAUGUGCCCCGGCAGCCACUGCAGUUCCCCUCCACCGCGGACUCGUCAACUGUCUGCCACACGCAGAAGGUGGCCACGUCCUGCAGCUGGAGUCGCCUUUCAUACCGAACAACAGACCCGUGACCACGCCAGGCUGAUGUAUGGAAAUAAUCUCCUGUAGGAAGCUGUAUGAUGCCCCCAGAGUAGCAGACGGGCAGGUCAAGAAGAGCAGCACCUCACUUCGUGUGUUCCAGUUUGAGCGAGCUGUCACACCCCACCGUGUAUAUACAUGAGCUAAUUUUUCGAAGUUGUCCCACAGGCGCACCUCCAAAUGCCAGCAUCCCUCCGUGCCAGCAUCCCUCCGCAUGACUUUCCCCGAAGGCUUGCUUUUCACGCACCUUUCCUGAAGGUGGCGCUAGAGCGAGUUAAACGGCGCGUUCUAACUUUCCACUUAGUUUUACCGUGAACUGAAGCUUUAAGUCAUAAUCUAGCAUUCUAAUGCCAGAUUGCUCUCUCCUAACCUUUGAAGUAGAUGUAUUACCUGGUUCUGCCGUUCCUAGUCACGACUGUGCGGUACAGGUAAUUCAGAGUGUACUACGGUACUUCUCACGCACACACACCAUAAAGCAAGACAUUUUAUAAACAAUUAUCAAAGUCACUAUGUGAUAUUCCCUGAAAUAAUGCAUUGGAAGUCCAUUUAGUGCAGUAUAUUUUUCUAAGUUUUUGAAAGCGGGUUUUUUCCUUUAAAAAAUUAUGGACACAAGUCACUAAAUUCUUGAUUUAGUCAAAAUAACGAGACUGAAAGAACCUAAACAAAAAAAAAUAUUUUAAAGAUAUAAAUAUAUGCUGUAUAUGUUAUGUAAUUUAUUUUAGGCUAUAAUACAUUUCCUAUUUUCGCAUUUUCAAUAAAAUGUCUCUAAUACAAUAUGGUGAUUGCCUGCGUGCUAGCAUACCUAUAGUAGAAUUGUAUCAGUGGCCAUUAUAUCGUAUUUGUGGCAGUUUUGUUUUUUUUUUUACAAAGUCCCUCAUUUGUACCUGAAUGUAAGGGUUGGUAAAUGACAAGAGAACUAUUUUCCAGGAUGGGUAACUGGAAAUAAAUGGGUUCACUGGUGUAGACAAAAGUGGGUAUGAGGAUAAGCCAGAAGAGCAAAGGAGAUAAAGAAAAAGGCCUUGCGUGUCUGUUGUCUUCAUUGCUAUGUAAACAUCCUGUUUCUCAGAGAAACAAGACUGUAAGGGCAGAAAGUUGGCUGUGGACAUCACAGGGUUUCAUUCACAUCUCUGGAUACCCAGUGCCCCUCAGAUGUGCCUACAACUUGGACAAGUCCCUACAAGCUUCCUCCAAGGGGCUUCUCCAUUUAUAUACGAGUGCUGAACAUUAAGAUGUGUAGCUGCUCUGGGGUGGUUCAGGGGCAGAGCUGAAAAGAUGAUUAAAAAAAAAAAAAUCUAAUUGUAUUGGCUUUUUUAAAGUACCUGACUAGAAAAUUAAACAGCAGUAUUUUUUAACAUGUGUGACUUUCAUGCUUCUGGGGUCAGAACUUAAAGAUCAAAUUGAAAAAGCAAAUCCUUCACAGCAGCCCAGGAAAGAUCAGCCAGUGCCUCUUCGCUAUGCAAUUAGAAGGUAUAAUUAUCACAGUGAUAAAGAUGAAUGUGCCAUCACAUUGUGUGAAGUUUCUGUGAGCCAGGAAGCAGGGCAGUGGUCCUUCCCCUGGGCUGCGGCCAGACCCAACAAGUAGCUGAACUAAGGCAGAACUCCGCGAGGGCAUCUUCUGUUCUUACCAAGAACUCCAUCAUCAGACACGGUGGGACAGAGGGGUCUCCCCACUUUUCAGAAUCAUUAGAAACAAUCUUUCAACUUUGCCAAACCAAUAAAUGUUCCCGUGACACGUUUA